Molecule: messenger RNA, 999 nt
Organism: Ilyonectria robusta
Lineage: Eukaryota; Fungi; Ascomycota; Sordariomycetes; Hypocreales; Nectriaceae
Product: mitochondrial carrier domain-containing protein
Exons: 2
Coding region: 1-999 (332 amino acids)
Biological process (GO): carnitine transmembrane transport; mitochondrial transport
Cellular component (GO): mitochondrial envelope
Molecular function (GO): O-acyl-L-carnitine transmembrane transporter activity
Source: RefSeq, a predicted model, not a curated record
AUGUCUGCCGCCGACUCCCCCGACGCGGUUCUCGCGCCCGUCGUCGAGAACCUCCCGCUCGUCUCGAAGCAGCCCAAGGAGGAAUCCAAGGCGCCCACGUCCGCCCUCGCUCAGCAGGUCCGCGCCCUCGCCGCUGGCGGCUUCGGUGGCAUUUGCGCCGUCGUCGUCGGCCACCCCUUUGAUCUCGUCAAGGUCCGCCUCCAGACCGCCGAGCGCGGUGUCUACUCGUCCGCUGUCGAUGUUGUCCGCAAGAGUAUCGCCCGCGAUGGUCUGCGACGAGGCCUCUACGCCGGUGUGAGCGCGCCGCUUGUUGGUGUUACUCCCAUGUUCGCCGUCUCCUUCUGGGGUUAUGAUCUCGGAAAGCAAAUCGUUCGCGGCGUCUCCGAAGUGCCCGCCGAGGGCCUCACAAUUGCCCAGAUCUCGACUGCCGGUUUCCUCUCCGCCAUCCCCAUGACCGCCAUCACCGCUCCCUUCGAACGCAUCAAGGUCAUCCUCCAGGUCCAGGGCCAGAAGCAGCUCGCCCCCGGCGAGAAGCCCAAGUACUCCGGCGCCCUCGACGUCGCCCGCCAGCUCUACCGUGAGGGUGGUUUGCGCUCCGUCUUCCGCGGUAGCACCGCCACCCUCGCCCGUGACGGACCUGGCUCUGCCGCCUACUUCGCCGCCUACGAAUACAUCAAGCGCUCCCUCACUCCCCUCGACCCGGCCACCGGCAAGCCCAGCGGCCAGAUCAGCCUUGGAGCCAUUACCUGCGCCGGUGCCGCCGCUGGUGUUGCCAUGUGGAUCCCCGUCUUCCCCAUCGACACCGUCAAGUCACGUCUGCAGACCGCCGAGGGCAACGUAUCCAUUGGUGGUGUCGUCCGCGAGCUCUACGGCAAGGGUGGCUACAAGGCCUUCUUCCCUGGCUUCGGUCCUGCUCUAGCCCGUGCUGUGCCCGCCAAUGCCGCCACCUUCCUCGGUGUCGAGCUGGCUCACCAGGCUAUGAACAAGGUGUUCAACUAA